Messenger RNA from Lotus japonicus, 828 nucleotides. RefSeq names its product ethylene-responsive transcription factor ERF023-like. The record is from RefSeq and is a predicted model, not a curated record. The transcript has a single exon. Bases 115 to 684 code for a protein of 189 amino acids. Gene Ontology annotation, molecular function: DNA-binding transcription factor activity; DNA binding. Lineage: Eukaryota; Viridiplantae; Streptophyta; Magnoliopsida; Fabales; Fabaceae. Gene Ontology annotation, biological process: regulation of DNA-templated transcription.
UCUCUAUAUAGGGGUAGUUAGGUAAUUUCACACUGCUUUGAUGAGAAGCUUAUAUUAUAAGGCUAGAAGUUAAUUCAGAGACAAAAAGAAGCGUUGCUCAUACAAAUUUUGUGAAUGGAGCAUCAUUUGCAAUGUGCUGCAGAAGAUGACGUGGCAGAAGCAGCGGUGACCACCGCCGUGGAGAAAUCCGACAGCGUGCGCGGCGGAACGCGCCACCCAGUCUACCGCGGCGUCCGGAAGCGGCGAUGGGGCAAAUGGGUGUCUGAAAUUCGGGAGCCGAGGAAGAAGUCUCGCAUAUGGCUGGGGUCGUUUCCGUUGCCGGAGAUGGCGGCGAAGGCCUACGACGUCGCCGCCUACUGCCUGAAGGGACGCAAGGCGCAGCUCAACUUCCCCAACGAGGUUCACCGCCUUCCGCCGCUGCCUCCGCCGUCUUCUUGCACUGCAAGGGACAUCCAGGCGGCGGCGGCCAAGGCAGCUCGCAUGAUGGCCAAGAGAGCCUCCGCCGUGUCGCCGGAGAAGAGCGUUGUUACCUCGGAUAGCGACGGCAGCGUAGCAGAGGACUUCUGGGGUGAGAUAGAGCUGCCAGAGCUCAUGAACGGCAGCUGGUGGAGUUCUUCCGGUGACAUCACGGCGUUGCCGGAGGUUGAGGUGCCACCGCAGCAACCUUUCACGGCGUGCCUGUAAUGUGUAUUAAUGGUUAUUUAUGCUAGCUGUGGUUUGGUUAGUGUACAUUAAUUGCUUAUAUAACCUACUCUAUGUUUUCUGAUCAAAAUAUUCAUUAUGACUGAGAUUAUCAUUUAUCAGUACUAAUAGCAAUUGUUUUACUCA